This is a messenger RNA of Manduca sexta (tobacco hornworm), 1470 nucleotides long. RefSeq lists its product as uncharacterized. NCBI's taxonomy places the organism in Eukaryota, Metazoa, Arthropoda, Insecta, Lepidoptera, Sphingidae. The coding region runs from base 15 to 1241 and encodes 408 amino acids. The record is from RefSeq and is a predicted model, not a curated record. The transcript has 2 exons.
CUGAACAGUCGCGAAUGGAUGAUACUAAUGCCGAAAGGGCAACGUGUAUUAAACACCGUUUGCCUUUGGCAGCACCACCGGAGCGUACAAAAUACGCUUAUUCAUGUCAUAAUUCUGCCAGCACUAGUGAUACUGCAAUCGACUUCCAUAAUAAACGAAAUGGUACUAACAUGGAAGUUCAAACUGACGAUGUUAUAAUAAUAAACGAAAGUUAUAAAAAGUUAAUUGAUUAUAUAACAUCGAAAAAUAUUACCUUGGAGCAGUUGCAGGCCGCCUUUGCGGAAAUGGAAAGGAACAAUGAGGCAACUAACGCAGACGCUACUCCAAAUAUUGAUAUGAAAGGAAUGAUGCGGGAACAAUUUAUGCAGGUUGUUGAGGCAUGUAGCCUAUAUAAUAAAGAGAUAAUUGCCUAUAAUACUAAAGUUGUUCUAAACGUGUCCCAGUCCGCACUCAAAGCUGAACGAUCCAAAAUAGCGUAUUUGAGAUGCAUGUUUGAGAAAAUAUUUGGUUCAGUGUUCCAAGACUUGUCUAGAUCACUGAAAUUAGACGAAAAUAGUCUUACUCCAGAAGUAUCAGAAACCAGCCCCAGGAAUGUUAAUGUUCGCAAACGCAGAAGUUCUGUGCCUGCCGUUCCUCUACACGAUGACACGGAUAGCGGGGAUAUGGCAAAUGCAACAGAUUCUCAAAGUGGUCCGGUGGUGAAGAAGCCAACAUUACGUGCACAACGCAUAAGUCCGAGAGCAUCAUCCGCGACCCUGGUAACUUACAACAACGAACCCCAUUAUACACAAACAACUAAAGUCGUACAGUUAGAGACAAGCUACUCCAAUUCACACCCUUCACAGCAUAUGGAGUACAUAAACCAUCAAAAUCCGUGCCCUCAACCAUAUCACGUGCAAGGUGAAAUUCCAGUGGAAACUCCAAUGCCAUAUUACAACGCAGGUGCAAGAAUGAUGAUGCAACCGUAUCCGCAGGUGCAGUUCAUGCGUGAACCACCGCUCCAUUGCCAAUAUCAUGAUAAUGUAGGAAAUUCUUGGAACUACCCCCGUAACGGUCCAGAAGUUAGACAGAAUGUUCAAGUUCCUUAUGUGAAUGGCGUGCCGCUGUCCGUUCAGGUUAUGCCUCCAACUGACCAACAGAGCUACCUCCGCAUGCAGGUACAAAGGAAUAAUAUGCGCAUGCCUAACUACACGGGCCCUCGGAAUCAAAAUGUUGGGCCAAACAGCCACAACAUUAUGUAAACUAGCAGUUAGUUUUCGUCUUCUAACAUUAGAGUGUAGAUGAUAAGCGCAGGACUUCAGUGUGAUAUUGAGUAGAUUUAUCUAGAAACUUCGAACAUCGAAGUGUUUCUCAGAUAAUAGUAUGCUUUGUAGUGCAACAUAUGGAAAUAAUUAAAUUUAGGAAAUAUGAUUAUUCUGGUAAAUAAAGGGGCUUUUGAGUAUUUGUUUCUGUUGGCGCCCAGCGUGGGAC